Molecule: messenger RNA, 3946 nt
Organism: Meleagris gallopavo (turkey)
Lineage: Eukaryota; Metazoa; Chordata; Aves; Galliformes; Phasianidae
Source: RefSeq, a predicted model, not a curated record
UAACUGGAGUGGUUUUUGUUCUUCUUUCCUUUUAGUAUUGGAUGAAUGAGUAUACUUCUUCCCUUGGAAUUGGAGUGUUCCAUUCGGGUAUAGAGGUGUAUGGCCGAGAAUUUGCCUAUGGUGGUCAUCCAUACCCUUUUUCUGGAAUAUUUGAAAUUUCUCCAGGAAAUGCUUCCGAGCUAGGAGAGACAUUUAAAUUUAAAGAGGCUGUGGUUCUAGGCAGCACUGACUUCAUGGAAGAUGAUAUAGAAAAAAUAGUAGAAGAGCUUGGAAAAGAAUUCAAAGGAAAUGCUUAUCACCUAAUGCACAAAAACUGCAAUCACUUUUCUUCAGCUUUAUCUGAGAUUCUGUGUGGAAAAGAGAUUCCACGAUGGGUGAAUCGCCUCGCCUACUUCAGCUCUUGUAUACCAUUUCUCCAGAGCUGUCUGCCGAAGGAAUGGCUGACUCCCGCAGCCCUCCAGUCCAGUGUCAGCCAGGAGCUACAGGAUGAGCUGGAGGAAGCUGAGGAUGCAGCAGCAUCUGCUUCCUUGGCAAGCUCAGCAUCUGGGUCUAGAACUGGACGCCACACCAAAUUAUAAGUCCUCCUCCAAAGUACUAAAUGGUUUGAAAUACUUCAGUUUAAUCUCUCCAGCAAUUGACUUUCUGACAGAACGUGAGAGCUGACUCCAGAACAUUGUUUUUAUAUGCAAAAAUGGCUCUCAUCAGCCCAUGUUUCAGCUCAGGAUUAUUUAAGUAGCGAAAAGAAUUGCUUGGAGAAAAGGGAAGGAUUUUGUGUGAAGCCACCCUUUUCAUUUUCACCUGUUUGCUAGACCUGAGUUAACAUCUUGUAUAAAGUAGGACUUAAAUUAUUUGUUUACAGUAUUGUGUACUGCUGUUUACAAGUCCUAUAAGGACUCCUGCCACCAUGGAAGAAGAGAGAACGUUGAGUUUUACUGGUGUAACUCGAAGGCAGUGGUAUGAUGCCCUCGCUAUGAACUCUCCCCUUUGUUUUCAAGAUUUAAGGCAGGUGAAACUUAGAUUUCUGAGAAAUGCUAGAAACUGCUGAAUACUAUCCAUGUGAACAGGGUACCGUACACUCAAAGUGGCUGAUGUAAACAGGUAGAUUCCAGGAUGUAGGGAGACUGAUUUUUGUGUAAGAUCUGUUAUUGAAGUAUGACCUCUACAUUCAUGAAGCUGAGGAUUUUUGCACAUAUGAAGCGAAAUUUCUAUCUCAUUACACUGCCCAUUGAUCCCUCACGUUUUGGUUUUUCUUUUAAAUUCAGCCAUGCAGUUUGCAUAGUAUCUUCUGUCCACAUUUACAGUCUACUUCAACCAGAAUUUAGAUCUAUGAAUUACCACCUCUUAAAAACAUCAACAGUUCUUUCACUGUUUGCGUUACUUGAUUUAAAAGUUGUAUAUACAAAAUUAGUACUUGUAUUUUAUUUUUUUUAAUUUUAUUAUUAUUUCAUGUAGUCUGAAUAGCAUAAUACAAGCCAUUUAUGGUUGGGGAAUGGCCUUGCUUCCUGCUACUGAUUUUUGCUUCAUUUAAGUUUGUAAACAUCAAUGGGUUUUGUUUUUGUUUUUUUUUUUUAAACCGAUAUAUUACCAUCUGGUUGUGCAUAUCUGCACAAAUUAUAGAGAAAUCUUAAUUUAUUUUCCCACAGUUUCUAUCUGUGGCAUUAACUUUCCUGUCAGAUGUAAUGAAGAAAACCUGAAAAUUGCUUAUGCACCUGCGUGUUUACACAGCAGAACCUGCUAAUCUGCACACGUAAUUAUGUCUGAAGGUAAGAGAUGCUAUUUUCUAAAACACAGAAGUAUGUUUGCUGGUAGAUUAUAAUUAGAGCUAAAUUAUAAUUAGUGAUCAGAAUAUAUAAUGGAAUGCCUUAUUCUUGUUCACUUACCAAGAGAAUUAAUGGUUCUUCCAGUCAUUAGUGUGAAUUAGUGAGGUUCUGUUGUACGCAUAAGGAUACAGUAGCACAAAUAUGAGGGAGAUGAGCUUGUGUAUGUUGUAAGACUCGCUGCCUUAAACUGUAACAAAACAACAUCUAUAAACGAUGAGCUCUCCAAGAAGUGUGCGUUACUAGAAACAUAAACGAUUUUUACAAGCUUUAUUUUUGAUCUGUUGCUCAGUUUAAUUUUUUCAUCAAGUGAAAUACUGACUCUACUGUUUCUGUUGUUCAAAAGGGGGAAAAAAAAAUCCUCCUAGAAGGCAAGAAUGCUUAAUGCUGUGUAUUCUCCAGGCCGUGGGUAGUCAGUGCCAUGAACCCUUCAGGAAGGUACAGUAGGUUAUGUUCUAGUAAGGAUUUGCAUGAUAGCCAACUCAAUUAAUGGUUGAACAGAGCGAAAAGUCUUUCUUCUGGCAGUUGGGCUGAAUCCUUUGGAAGACAGUCUUGAAGCUUUCACUCAUCUUCUGCGAUGCAUUGUAGUGACAGAAAGAUAAGCUAGUAUUCAAUACUGAGGAAAAAUCAAGAGGUUUUUUUUUUUUUCCAGAAGAGUGGGAUAGUUGUAGAAGUCUUGUAUCUGUGCUUUGGUACGUGUAUUAAUGAUCUCUUCUACCAAGUGGGAAAUGCUUAAGACUGACAAGUCUACCACGAUAUUUCUUUGGUCUCCAGAAGUUGGACAUACUGACUCAUUUUGUUUUUCGCUUGAAUCUCUGAAUUGGAGAUGGGUUUUUUGGUUUAUUUUUUCCGGUGUGAAAAUGAACAUGGUGGUCUCCAGUCAGCUCUCAAGCAUUACAGAAUGAAAUACUGCACUACUCACAGCUAAGGUGACAGACUGUAGGAAGGUCGUUCUGUCUCUCCUGUGCAGCUGUAGUAGUAACGUGACUCUCUUGGCCAAGGCAGGUCCUUUAUUUCAGCUCAGGGUUGAGGCCACUGAUCUAGCAACGUACUGUAGCUCUUCCUAGGUUUUAGGAAAAAUAAGUAGAAUAAAUUUUCAUUGCUACCUAACUCUUCUGUACCAAAACCAGCUUUUUAGGCUUCUAAGAUAUCCAGAGCUCUAGUUCUCAAAUAUCUACACCUUCAUUAACACAACUACAGUAUGUACAAUGCAAGAAAGUGACAGAUCACAGCACAGUUUUUGUUUAGAAGUAAAACUAAGAAUAUUUUUUAUAAAGCAGACUGGAAAGUUUGUAACAAUUCAUUUUAUCAGUAGCUGUACAGAUGAAAAUACUGUCUUAAACUCCACUUUUUGUUUAAAUACAUCCAUUUGUAAGUCUUGUGAGGAAACUGACACCUGAACCCUGAAGGCUGUUGGGUAUUGCAUCAAAGCAAGUGGUACUGUAACUUCAAUCACGUGCUGUGAACUUGGCCUCCGCUGGAUGCCCGCGAGAAGUCACCCUGCCAGCGGUUCCGAUUUGUUAGCAAUAGAGCAAGUUACCUUUCACCAGCAUUACUGCCAAGCAGGGAUUACUUUAGUCUACUAAUGACCACACUGUGCUAGGACUAGAACACUCCAAAAUGCUGUGAGAAAGCUGGACGCCUGUGGAGUCUUUUCCAUCAAAACGGGUAGAAAAAUAAUUUGCUACUUCAGGGUUCUGCUCUGUUUACUUUCUCAUUCUCGUUUAGUUUUCUGUAAGGUAAUACUUUUGAUACGUAAUGUAUUCCUUAACUCUGUCAUUUUAUUUAAAUGCCAUUUUCUGUUCAGCAAGCCAAAAAAAUCCAAUGUACUGUUAGCGUGCACCAGAAACUUCAGAGUGGCUUGGUAAAAAUAUACUUGCAUUACUUCUAAAAUUUGCAAUGCAAUUCUGAUCACUAUUGAUACAUGGUAAUUUUCACUGUUGGAAGUUGGUUACAAGCUGAAUAAUCACUGAUGCAUUUUGUUUUGUAAACUUGUAUUCAAGUUUACUGUACUACAUAGUAUUUGUAUAAAAUUCAAAGAAUUUUGACUUUUGUUACCUUGUACAUGGCAACAAGUUGUCUAGCAUCUUAAAUCCAUCUGUUUAUUAAAAGUACUUUUAUAAAAAAGA